AUGUAUGGUACUAGAGAAGACAAGUUUGCGGUGGCGUUAAUUAGAUCGGACAAGGCAGUGGUUGUUCUAACAGCUGUGGUUUUGGUGAUGUGGAUGGUGGUGGUUGGAUUUGGUGAGAGAGAAUCUGAUGGAGCCCACGUCGUCAAGAAUCAAAGUGGGAUUGGGAAUGUGGUCACCGGUCAGUGGGCCUUUGAGGACUCCAAAGCUGCACUCACUUUGCUUUCACAACCGGACGGACGGACUCCUCUUGAAAGAAGUGGACUGUGCACUCGCCUAGCUCCAGACGCGGAAUGCGCUAAAAGACGCCAGUGUGCACUCUCUCGGCUCCACCCGGUGUUUCCUGGCUGUCUACUAUUACUCGUCUUUCUUCAAAUGCUUCUUUCUUUAACAAUGGCUGCUUCUGAUUGCCCGUUGGAUAUGAGUAGGUCUAAUUUUACUCUGGCUGCCUCCAAAUGUUCCAGUGGAGAAGAUAGAGGAAAGUGUUGCCGACAUCUUAAUGCCUUGGUCGCUAUUUCUGUCUCAAGGUACACAAAUGCAACGAGUAACUUGGGGGUUACUUCAAACUUAUCUGAUGUUUGCCUUCGUACAAUAUCAGAAACUUUCCAACUAUAUGGAUUAACAAGAAAUGCAUCCGUUUUCUGUGGCUUUGGGACAAAAAUACUGGUAAAUUAUGAAUGCCAGGGUCGUUCAACAGUUAACCAGAUGCUGCAGUCUCCAAACUUUAGUGAUGUUACUGUAAAUUGCAAAGCACCACUGUUGGAGAACAGUACUUGUAAAAAGUGCUUGAAUGCUGGUAUCGUUUAUCUCCAUAAUCUGUUGGGGCCAACAGAUAAUAUGACAUUGAGUACUUGCAGAGAUGCAACUUUUGCUGCACUUGCAAGUCAAGUCGAUUACGCAUCGACUAUUGGCAUUGCAAGUUGUUUCUUUGGGGUUCAAGGGCUUAGUCUUCCUCCAGGUUCAUUCCCAUCUUCACCUCCACCUCAGGCGUCUUCCACCCCGCUGAUUACUCUUAGUCCGGCUCAACUUUCCUCAAGCUCAAAGAGGAAUAAUUAUAACUACCAUCUCACAUUAGUUCCUAGCGUUGGCAUCUCAGUUACAGCAUUGGCUGUGGUGAUCCUGGUAGUCUUGAUUAUUCUUAUCCGCAAGAAAAGCCAAGAGCUUGAUUCUGAUACAGAUGAUAAGACAUCCUCGAAAUCCAUUCCUCGUGUGGCAAGAAAAUAUCAGGAUGGAUGGAAAUAUGAAUUACAUGAAUGUCCAUCCUCUAUGUUCAGAAAAUUCAGCUACAAAGAUACAAAGAAAGCUACAGAAAACUUCAACACCAUCAUUGGACAAGGAGGAUUUGGUACUGUGUAUAAAGCGAAGUUUCAUGAUGGUUCAGUGGUAGCCGUGAAGCGGAUGAACAUAGUGUCAGAGCAGGCAGAGGACGAGUUUCGCCGGGAAAUCGAACUCCUUGCUCGACUACAUCAUCGCCAUCUUGUUUCUCUGAGGGGCUUCUGCAUCAAAAGACAUGAGAGAUUUCUCGUGUAUGAAUAUAUGGAAAAUGGAAGCUUAAAGGAUCAUCUUCUGACCCCAGGUAGAACUCCUCUGAGUUGGCGAACAAGAAUUCAGAUUGCCAUUGAUGUGGCAAAUGCAUUGGAGUACCUUCACUUCUAUUGUAAUCCUCCUCUGUGUCAUAGAGAUAUUAAGUCCAGCAAUAUAUUACUAGAUGAGAAUUUUGUUGCAAAGGUUGCUGAUUUUGGCCUUGCUCAUGCUUCGAAAGAUGGCUCUGUUUGCUUUGAACCUGUAAACACUGAUAUCCGGGGAACUCCAGGUUAUAUGGAUCCGGAAUAUGUGGUUACUCGAGAGCUCUCAGAGAAAAGUGACAUAUAUAGUUAUGGAGUUGUGUUAUUAGAGCUAGUUACUGCUAGACGAGCAAUACAAAACAACAAAAACUUGGUAGAGUGGUCUCAACCAUUUUUGACUUCAGAGUUGAGAAUAACUGAGCUUGUGGAUCCCAAUCUCGGGGAUGCUUUUGACUUCGAUCAACUUCAAACAAUUGUGGAAAUCAUGAGAUGGUGCACUCAGAAAGAAGGGAGGGCAAGACCAUCAAUUAAGCAAGUCCUCAGACUUUUGUAUGAGAGUACUGACGUAAUGCACAGUGCUUUUGUUGAAGCUGUGGAAGAUGAAGAAUAUGGAGAAACUGAAGGUAGAAUAAGGACAAGCAGAGGUAACACAAAGAGAGGCGAAGGUAUAUUUUUCAGUGGGGAUGUACGGGGUCUAGCUUCUUCUUCAAGUACAUCUAGGUCAUAUUGCAGUCGAAGCUUCCUACUUGAACCCGGCUCACCUCAGUCGCCUCAUAAUAUCCCAUCUAUAUAA
Molecule: messenger RNA, 2355 nt
Organism: Fraxinus pennsylvanica
Lineage: Eukaryota; Viridiplantae; Streptophyta; Magnoliopsida; Lamiales; Oleaceae
Source: the annotation of a GenBank genome assembly